Molecule: messenger RNA, 530 nt
Organism: Phytophthora sojae
Lineage: Eukaryota; Oomycota; Peronosporomycetes; Peronosporales; Peronosporaceae
Exons: 1
Coding region: 42-353 (103 amino acids)
Biological process (GO): nucleosome assembly
Cellular component (GO): nucleosome
Molecular function (GO): DNA binding; protein heterodimerization activity; structural constituent of chromatin
Source: RefSeq, a predicted model, not a curated record
AACUUUCCUCCCCUUUUCUCAAGAACCUCAACAACUCAACCAUGUCUGGACGCGGCAAGGGCGGCAAGGGACUCGGCAAGGGCGGCGCCAAGCGUCACCGCAAGGUUCUUCGCGACAACAUCCAGGGCAUCACCAAGCCCGCCAUCCGCCGUCUCGCACGCCGUGGUGGUGUGAAGCGUAUCUCCGGCCUCAUCUACGAGGAGACCCGCGGUGUCCUCAAGGUGUUCCUCGAGAACGUCAUCCGCGACUCGGUCACCUACACGGAGCACGCUCGCCGCAAAACCGUGACGGCCAUGGACGUCGUGUACGCCCUCAAGCGCCAGGGCCGCACCCUGUACGGCUUCGGCGGAUAAGCGCAUUCCGCUUAGAAGUUCGUGCAGCUUCGGCUGCCUGAGCAACAACUUUGCAGCACUGGUAGCUUUCUAGCUUGCCUUCGUUGCGAGUGGCUUUAGCCUCUCACUUCAUUCUGGUGUUUUUUAACACCACCCUUUUCGAAGAAACAACUCGUAGCCUUUCAUUAGGCGAAGCUU